Molecule: messenger RNA, 1032 nt
Organism: Meloidogyne enterolobii
Lineage: Eukaryota; Metazoa; Nematoda; Chromadorea; Rhabditida; Meloidogynidae
Source: the annotation of a GenBank genome assembly
AUGGAUGAGAGUGCUGGAACAAGUUCUGCCAGCAGCGCUUCUACUAACAACAAUAACUUGGUUGUGGCAGUAAAUGAACAUGGACAGCUAGUUUGUGCCAAUUAUUUUACCCAAGUGCCUGUUCUUUCACGCUCUCGUCCUUGCUGGGCAAGACUAAAAUAUCAGCCAACAAUUGAAAGUCUUCACGAUGAAAUUAUGGACCUAUAUAAUUGGCUAAAACCUACAGCAGAAGAGAUUUGGUCCCGUCGUUUGCUUUUUAAUAGAACAAGUGAUAUAAUUAAAGGGAUUUGGCCUGACUCUAAUGUACAAAUGUUUGGAAGUGUUGCAACAAAUUCCUUUCUCCCUUCAUCAGAUAUUGAUAUAUGUGUUAGGACUACAAACUCAAUUCAAAUACCAGAAGACCUUCAUAAAGUAGCAGAUGUUUUAAAGGGAUUCCACUUCGAGAAUAUUCAUGUUUUGGACAAAACUGCCUUUCCUCUUGUCAAAUGUACUGAUCAGCUAACACAACUAAAUAUUGAUAUUAAUUUUAACAUUGGUGGGCGUAUUGAUAAAACUGUUCGCUGGAUUCGAGACAAACUAGAUUUUAUGCCUCAUAUGGAACCCUUAUUGCUUGUUUUGAAGCUUUUCCUUGCACAGCGUGGUCUUAAUAAUCCAUAUACGGGUGGAUUACCGUCAUAUGCUCUUGUUGUUAUGCUGGUUCAUUAUUUGGAGUACAUUCGUUUAAAAAACAAAUCAGAUGCUGCUCAUAAAGAUUCCUAUGACUACAUGACCCUAAUUGGAAGGAAACCGUUAGGCCUUUUACUUCACUAUUUCUUCUUCUACUUUUAUUGUUUUGAUUAUUCUGAAUUGGGCAUAAAAGUUCGAAAUCGUCUGUCGGCUUCGUUAGUUUUGCAUAAGAAGGAAUUGAUUGAAGAACUUGGCGAAGAAAUUUUUUACUCGAGUCCAGUCUUCAUUUGCGAUCCUUGUGAAAGAGGUUUGUCUUUUCAUAACUCAAAAAGUUGUUUUUUGCCAAUUGAAUCCUUUUAUUUUUAA